AUGAGCUCAGUGUGUUUGAGUAAUUGUAGCAGUCAACACUUUCGUUAACUUAAACUUACCAAAACUUAAAUGGAUGAUCCUGACGCAUACAAGCUUUCAAAAGCUUUACGUGGUGACAACCGUGCACAGCUCAUUGAAGAGUUCGCUCCCAAAUUCAAUUGGCGUUCAGACGGCAAAGAUUCUGUGCUGGAUAUCGGCUGUGCAGGUGGUAAUGUUACCUGCGACCUGAUUUUACCCAAAUUGCCUCCGACCUUUUCGCAACUGGUCGGCAUCGAUAUCUGUGACAACAUGGUUGACUACGCGACGAAAAAUUAUCCAAUACCAAAGACAUCGUUCAAGAAGCUGGAUAUUGGAGCUGACAUCAGCGAGUUCAAGCAUGCAUAUGGUGCAUUCGAUCACAUCAUUUCGUUGUUUUGCUUUCAUUUGGUUCCUGAUCAAAGGCAGGCAAUACAGAACGUCUAUAAUUUGCUUGGGCCGGGUGGUAAUUGUUUUUUACACUUCAUAUGCGAGUAUGUUGCUUUCGAUGUGUACAAGGAGACGUACCCGAAGUGGUCCGAAUAUAUGGAGGACAUUGACGACUUCAUAUCACCGUAUUACCGUCGAGUCGAUCCCGCGAGUAUGAUCAGAAAACAUGUCAAAAAUGCUGGAUUUAGCUCGUACAUAGUGGAUGAAAGGCGAAAGUGGUACGCUUAUCACGAUGUUCAACUGUUUAAAAGAGCAUAUGCACCAGUCAUUUCUUUCUUCAGCCGAAUACCAGUGGAAAGGCAGGAAGAAUAUCUGGACGAUUUUGUCAUGGUCGCAUUGGGCGUUAAACCCGAUCCUGGGGUGGAAGUGGAAAAUUUUAAGGCCGGGCAGGACGUGAAUAUAUUUGUUGCUUAUAAAACUGUGAUAGUAUUCGCACAAAAGUAAAAAGAUUAAUGCAACCAACACACUCGAAGAACAGGCAAAAGAACAAAAUUUAAAUAAGGGGCCGACACGACGCAGUACUCCAUAAAUUCAUUUUUUUUAUGUUGGUGGGACGUUUCAUACAAAAUAAGACGCUAAUAAAAUCUGUUCCUUUGCCUGUUCUUGGAGUGCGUUGAUGAAACGACUGUUUCGAUUUUGGGAGUUUGUAAUUCUCUCGGGAGAGAAAAGUCAAAUUCGACGUUUUUUUUGAUGUGGGAGCUAUUGUGGUUUGUAAAUGAUUCCACGCAACAUUUGCUUAGCAAAUGAAAAUCCAGAUUGUUUAUUUUAGUGAAAUCAUUGUUGUUGUGAUCGCGUGCAUAACAAAAAAUCAAAAAAUAAAAAUCUAGAUUUUCAUUUAUUUGUCAUUUUUCAUUUGUUCAAAUUCUUGUGGAACAAAUUACAAACCACAAUAAGUUCCAAAUCAGAAGACAUGUCGAAUUUCACUCUUCACUCCAUCUAACGAAAUGAGAAUCUAGAUUUUGUACUUUAUGCCGUUUUGCCAGAUAUACGCACGUGACUCGCAACGAAAUACAGAAUCUAGAUUUCCCAAUGUUAUAUAACCAACCCACAGCAACUUCCAAAAUCAGAAAAUAUGACGUAUUUCAAGCUUUUCAAGUUUUACGUUACGCUGUCAUAUCAAAGAAAUAAAAAGUACAAUAUCAUAA
Molecule: messenger RNA, 1610 nt
Organism: Bradysia coprophila
Lineage: Eukaryota; Metazoa; Arthropoda; Insecta; Diptera; Sciaridae
Product: juvenile hormone acid O-methyltransferase-like
Molecular function (GO): S-adenosylmethionine-dependent methyltransferase activity
Source: RefSeq, a predicted model, not a curated record